AACAACACAUUAUUGGUCGCUUACUGCUAGCAAAUUCCUGCACCGAUCCAUACCAGCAUACCAUGAGAAAAUACGCCCAUUUCCUAAUGCUUUCCGUGUGCGUAUUUGCAAGACCGAUCCCCAACGCAUCGACGAAAAAACAACACAUUAUUGGUCGCUUACUGCUAGCAAAUUCCUGCACCGAUCCAUACCAGCAUACCAUGAGAAAAUACGCCCAUUUCCUAAUGCUUUCCUUGUGCGUAUUUGCAAGACCGAUCCCUAACGCAUGUACGAAAAAACAACACAUUAUCGGUCGCUUACUGCUAGCAAAUUCCUGCACCGAUUUAUGCCAGCAUACCACGAGAAAAUACGCUUAUUUCCUAAUGCUUUCCGUGUGCGUAUUUGCAAGACCGAUCCCCAACGCAUGUACGAAAAACAACACAUUAUCGGUCGCUUACUGCUAGCAAAUUCCUGCACCGAUUUAUGCCAGCAUACCACGAGAAAAUACGCCCAUUUUCUAAUGCUUCCCGUGUGCGUAUUUGCCAGACCGAUCCCCAAAGCAUCUACGGAAAAACAACACAUUAUCGGACGCUUACUGCUAGCAAAUUCCUGCACCGAUCCAUACCAGCAUACCACGAGAAAAUACGCCCAUUUCCUAAUGUUUUCCGUGUGCGUAUUUGCAAGACCGAUCCCCAACGCAUCGACGAAAAAACAACACAUUAUCGGUCGCUUACUGCUAGCAAAUUCCUGCACCGAUUUAUGUCAGCAUACCACGAGAAAAUACGCCCAUUUCCUAAUGCUUUCCGUGUGCGUAUUUGCAAGACCGAUCCCCAAAGCAUGUACGAAAAAACAACACAUUAUCGGUCGCUAACUGCUAGCAAAUUUCUGCACCGAUUCAUACCAGCAUGCCACGAGAAAAUACGCCCAUUUCUUAACGCUUUCCGUGUGCGUAUUUGCAAGACCGAUCCCCAACGCAUGUACGAAAAAACAACACAUUAUCGGUCGCUUACUGCUAGCAAAUUCCUGCACCGAUUUAUGCCAGCAUACCACGAGAAAAUACGCCCAUUUCUUAAUGCUUUCCGUGUGCGUAUUUGCAAGACCGAUCCCCAAAGCAUGUACGAAAAAACAACACAUUAUCGGUCGCUUACUGCUAGCAAAUUCCUGCACCGAUUUAUGCCAGCAUACCACGAGAAAAUACGCCCAUUUUCUAAUGCUUUCCGUGUGCGUAUUUGCAAGACCGAUCCCCAAAGCAUGUACGAAAAAACAACACAUUAUCGGUCGCUUACUGCUAGCAAAUUCCUGCACCGAUUUAUGCCAGCAUACCACGAGAAAAUACGCCCAUUUCUUAAUGCUUUCCGUGUGCGUAUUUGCAAGACCGAUCCCCAAAGCAUGUACGAAAAAACAACACAUUAUCGGUCGCUUACUGCUAGCAAAUUUCUGCGCCGAUUCAUACCAGCAUACCACGAGAAAAUACGCCCAUUUCUUAAUGCUUUCCGUGUGCGUAUUUGCAAGACCGAUCCCCAACGCAUGUACGAAAAAACAACACAUUAUCGGUCGCUUACUGCUAGCAAAUUCCUGCACCGAUUUAUGCCAGCAUACCACGAGAAAAUACGCCCAUUUCUUAAUGCUUUCCGUGUGCGUAUUUGCAAGACCGAUCCCCAAAGCAUCUACGAAAAAACAACACAUUAUCGGUCGCUUACUGCUAGCAAAUUCCUGCACCGAUUUAUGCCAGCAUACCACGAGAAAAUACGCCCAUUUUCUAAUGCUUUCCGUGUGCGUAUUUGCAAGACCGAUCCCCAAAGCAUCUACGGAAAAACAACACAUUAUCGGACGCUUACUGCUAGCAAAAUUCUGCACCGAUUCUUACCAGCAUACCACGAGAAAAUACGCCCAUUUCCUAAUGCUUUCCGUGUGCGUAUUUGCAAGACCGAUCCCCAAAGCAUCUACAAUUAAAAAACAUUAGAUUUCAGCAAAUCAAUGAAAUGAAUUAAAUUUAAUUUUAUUCGCUAAAAUUUAUUUCAAUGUUCUUUCAUUUAAUUUAAUUUUAUCAGCUUUGCUUUUAAUUCUGGUAACCGUUACUAAUCGUUACCAAGAGUGUGCAAGCGUUUGCGCUUGAAACAGAAACAAGUAAAGCGUUUCAUACGACACGCCCAAUAAUUUUGGCUCAAUACGGCACUCAUGAAAAGGUAGUUACAAAAUCGAGAAGCAGAAGCAUUUAAUUUUAAGGCGGUUGUCAAAUUUUGCAGUUCAUAAUUUAUUUGAUUUAUUUUAUAUAGAUUUGAUUCGCUCCGACUUAUUUUUAAAUUUCUGCUGAUUAAAACAAUGUAUUGUAGCGAUUUACUAAAGGCAAAAACCAUGCCCAUAACAGAAACAACACCCAGCUCUAGGCGAGGAAGUUUGUAAUAAUGUAAACAAAACCCUAAAGAUAAUAUAUUUCUUUCAAAAAAAAAACACGUCGAGCCAAAUUUCAUAAUAUAUUUUAUAUAGAAUAAUUGCUCCGACCGAGGUUUAAAUUUCUGCUGAUGAAAACAACGUUUUGUAGCGAUUUACUAAAGGCAAAAUCCAUGCCCAUAACAGAAACAACACCCAGCUCUAGGCGAGGAAGUUUGUAAUAAUGUAAACAAAACCCUAAAGAUAAAUAUUUCUUUCAAAAAAAAAACGUCAAGCCAAAUUUCAUAAUUUAUUUUAUAUAGAUUUAAUUGCUCCGACUGAGGUUUAAAUUUCUGCUGAUUAAAACAACGUAUUGUAGCGUUUUACUAAAGGCAAAAUCCAUGCCUAUAACAGACACC
This is a messenger RNA of Anopheles funestus (African malaria mosquito), 2768 nucleotides long. RefSeq lists its product as uncharacterized. Lineage: Eukaryota; Metazoa; Arthropoda; Insecta; Diptera; Culicidae. The record is from RefSeq and is a predicted model, not a curated record. The transcript is spliced from 3 exons. The coding region runs from base 463 to 1932 and encodes 489 amino acids.